AGAGUUGGAGACUGAAAGUGUAAUCCCAGCGCAAAGUCGGCACUAAAACCCCAGCGCUUUAUUGGAUUCUCUCGUAUUGUGUUCACCCAAAAGCGAGACUUCAUUUGGCAUUUCAAAUCACUUCACUAUAAUAUUAUACAACCAGUUAUUAUAGUGUGUGUCGUGUAUUAGUAUUAACACACAAAUACCAAUUCCGCGAAAUUCUUAAUCCCAAACAAUCAAUUAGAGAGAAAAAGUAUAGACCACUUCGGCUCUACUCGUAAGGGAGUGAGAGGAAGUGAUGGAGCCGUCGUUUGACGCGCUUUUUAUGCCCAAUACUAAUAAGACUAACCAUACAUUUCAAGACUAUGAGUACGAAAUCGAGGAAUCGUUUGCGAGUUUCAACUUAUGGGAUCUCAUACCCACCGCCAUUGUCUACGGUCUCACACUGUUUGCCGGUCUCAUCGGCAAUGGUCUCAUCGUGUAUACAGUGGUGCACUUCAGGCGAAUGCGAACCCUUUCCAAUGUAUUCUUAGCGAGUCUUGCUUUCGCUGAUCUCUUAUUGAUAUGUGUUUGCGUUCCCGUCAAG
Oppiella nova is the source of this 568-nucleotide messenger RNA. NCBI's taxonomy places the organism in Eukaryota, Metazoa, Arthropoda, Arachnida, Sarcoptiformes, Oppiidae. The record is from the annotation of a GenBank genome assembly.